Molecule: messenger RNA, 1383 nt
Organism: Striga hermonthica
Lineage: Eukaryota; Viridiplantae; Streptophyta; Magnoliopsida; Lamiales; Orobanchaceae
Source: the annotation of a GenBank genome assembly
AUGUUCGGUCGGCUGCUGAGCCCCCGGCGGGCCCGCCAGCUCCAGCGACUCGUGCGCAACGGCAAGCUAACCCUCCUCUGCCUCUUCCUCACGGUCCUCAUGCUGCGUGGAAACCUCGGCGCCGGCAAAUUCGGCACGCCGGAGAAGGAUCUCGACGAGAUCCGCGAGACCUUCUCCUACAUCCGCCGCCGAGCCGAGCCGCGCCGCGUCCUGGAGGAGGCAUCGAUCUCCUUCCGUAAGCUGUCCGACAGCGGUGGCGCCGCCUCCUCCGGCAGCAGAAGCUACGCCGACUUCGAUGUGUCUAAGAUCCUGAAGGACGAGGACGACGGCGUCGAGGAAUUCAAGCGUGAACCCUCCCAGCCGUACGCUCUCGGCCCAAAAAUUUCGGAUUGGGACCUGCAGAGAGGGGAUUGGCUGAAGAAAAACCCUAAUUUCCCAAAUUUCGUCGCUCCCAACAAGCCCAGGGUCCUACUGGUCACCGGGUCGUCACCCAAGCCGUGCGAGAACCCGGUCGGAGACCAUUACCUCUUGAAAUCGAUCAAGAACAAGGUCGAUUACUGCAGGCUCCACAGUAUCGAGAUUUUCUACAACAUGGCCCUGCUCGAUGCCGAGAUGGCGGGCUUCUGGGCCAAGCUGCCAUUGAUCCGCAAGCUCCUUCUUUCCCAUCCGGAGGUCGAGUUCUUGUGGUGGAUGGACAGUGAUGCCAUGUUCACCGACAUGGCUUUCGAGCUGCCGUGGGAGAGGUAUAAGGAUCAUAAUCUUGUUAUGCACGGGUGGAAUGAAAUGGUUUACGAUCAGAAGAAUUGGAUUGGAUUAAACACGGGUAGCUUCUUGUUGAGGAAUUGUCAGUGGUCAUUGGACUUGUUGGAUACAUUGGCUCCAAUGGGGCCGAAGGGCAAAAUUCGGGAAGAGGCUGGGAAGCUCCUGACGAGCGAGCUGAAAGAUCGGCCCGUUUUCGAGGCGGAUGACCAGUCGGCCAUGGUGUACAUACUGGCGACUCAGAGGGAAAAGUGGGAGAGUAGGGUUUAUCUGGAGAGUGCUUAUUAUUUGCACGGGUAUUGGGGGAUUCUGGUCGAUAAGUAUGAGGAGAUGAUUGAGAAUUAUCAUCCAGGCCUUGGGGACCAUAGGUGGCCUCUGGUGACCCAUUUUGUGGGUUGCAAGCCGUGUUUGAAGUUCGGGGACUAUUCGGUCGAGAGGUGCUUGAGACAGAUGGACCGGGCUUUUAACUUUGGGGACGAUCAGAUUCUGCAGAUGUAUGGGUUUGCUCAUAACUCGCUCGCGAGCCGGAAAGUGAGGAGGAUAAGGAAUGAGACGAGCAAUCCACUUGAAAUGAGGGACGAGCUUGGUUUGCUCCACCCACCUUUUAAAGUGGUGAAGGCAUAA